Messenger RNA from Oikopleura dioica, 327 nucleotides. The record is from the annotation of a GenBank genome assembly. NCBI's taxonomy places the organism in Eukaryota, Metazoa, Chordata, Appendicularia, Copelata, Oikopleuridae.
AUGAGAGCUCGUCUCAAAGCCAUUCCUCCCGUCGAUAUCAACGGGUGCAUUGGCUGUUUUUGCUCACUCUUAGAGCCAACAGCAAAAGGUUUCGAUCUACCCGAGCUACUCAAGACAAUGCCAAACGAAUACCGAGGAACCAACUCCCAGGGCAACCAGUACACGGUCACUGACCGAGGCUACUACUACAACAACAGCAACGGAAGCCACUACGCCAAUGAAGGCAACCAUGAGCACUACGUCUCGGAUAAUCGAACCUGGCACUACAACUCCAACACCGACUCCUACUCCAGCGGACGUCACUACGCCAACACCAACCGACGCUAG